Molecule: messenger RNA, 4156 nt
Organism: Pecten maximus
Lineage: Eukaryota; Metazoa; Mollusca; Bivalvia; Pectinida; Pectinidae
Product: ATP-dependent DNA helicase DDX11-like
Exons: 5
Coding region: 39-2870 (943 amino acids)
Biological process (GO): establishment of sister chromatid cohesion; nucleobase-containing compound metabolic process
Cellular component (GO): nucleus
Molecular function (GO): DNA binding; hydrolase activity, acting on acid anhydrides, in phosphorus-containing anhydrides; ATP binding
Source: RefSeq, a predicted model, not a curated record
UAAAUCACUUGCAUGCUGCUAGAAUCUGUCACUGAAAUAUGGACGAUUUUGAUGAUGAAGGGGACGAUGUCUUGGCUUCUUUGUUUUAUAAUGACGUAUUACCUAAUCAGAACGAACACUCUGCAAAUGAUGUUUGUUCAAAGCCAAAAGACCAAAAUUUGCCAGUCUAUACAGAGGUUAAGAUUCCAGACUCCUUUCCAUUUCCAUUUGAGCCCUACAAUAUUCAGAAGAAUUUCAUGGCAGACCUGUAUCAAUGUCUAGAACAAGGAAAGAUUGGCAUCUUUGAGAGCCCGACAGGAACAGGCAAAUCACUUAGUCUCAUUUGCGGGGCGCUGAAGUGGCUCAAAGAUUUACAGGAGAAGCAGAGAAAAGAGUUGGAAGCUUUGACUACAGACAACAAAGAGAACACUGUCACAGACAAGGUAGACAAUACAGAACUGGACUGGGUUACUGAAUUUGUACAAAAGAAAGAGAAAGAAGAGAAGCUGAAAAAGGUUAUAAGUGAGCAUGAACUUUUAAAAAAACAAGAGUCAAAGGUUAAGGAGCGGAAGUCAAGUUUUCGUGGUAAGGUGAAGAAACGUAAGAAGAUGGAGGAUGAGUUUGAUGAAUUGAUUAAAGGUGCUGCAAGGGAAAUUCAGGAAGCGUUUAAUUCUGAGAUUGAUAAGGUCACCAGUGAUGUUGGUGUUGAUGGUCACACAGUUAAUCUAGAUGAGGAUCUAAUAGUUCAAGAUUACAAUAGUGACGAUGAAAAGCAUGAUGAGAAAUCAGACGAAGAGGAAGAGGAAUGCCACAUAACGAAGAUAUAUUACUGUAGUCGGACUCACUCACAGCUGUCUCAGUUUGUCAGGGAAGUCGUGAAGAGCCCAUAUGGAGACGACACUAGAGUUGUCUCCCUUGGAUCACGACAAAAUCUCUGUAUCAAUGAAAGUGUGAAAAAACUGAAGUCUAUUAGUCUGAUAAAUGAUGCUUGUUUAGAUAUGCAAAAAUCUAAGUCAGAGAAAAGAGAGGAGACGGGUGAGGCAAAAACCAAGCGAAGGAAAAAACGUACAGAAAAGUGUCCAUACUACCGCCAGGAAGGAAUGAAUGAGUUGAAGGAGGAGCUUCUGUUGGAAGUCAAAGAUAUGGAGCAAAUUGUUGCUAAAGGUAAGGAAAUGAAGUCCUGUCCCUUUUAUGGAACUCGGUAUGGCAUACCUCUGGCCGAAAUUGUGGCAUUACCGUAUAACCUCCUUCUCCACAAAGCCACCAGGGAAGCGUGUGGCAUCAAGCUGGAGGGCAACAUUGUUCUGAUUGAUGAAGCUCACAACCUGCUGGAGACAAUCAACAACAUACACAGCGUAGAGGUUACUGGGUCUCAGUUACUGAGGGCCCACAGUCAACUCACACAGUACGAAGACAGGUACCGAUCACGUCUGAAGGCAAAGAACCUGAUGUACAUCAGACAGAUCUUGUUUGUACUGUCAUGCCUGCUGAGAAGUAUAGGUGGAAAGGCAGGAACACCUGGGGAGAAACAGUUCACUGGCCGAGCAGAAACCAAGAUGUGUACCGCCAACAACUUUCUGUUCCAGGCAAAACUUGAUAAUUUGAACCUUUUCAAAAUACUACAGUAUUGUAAGAAAAGCAUGAUCUCUAGAAAACUGAAUGGCUUUGCAGAGAAAUAUUCAAAUGCAGAGAUUGCUCCAAAAGAGGAGACAAAAGUCACAGGAAAUGCUGGGGUGUUAAAUUUCCUCCGUGAAAUAACCAAACCAGAAAGUUCUCAGGAGGCAUCGCCAACUGUAACACCCGAGUUGAAAUCUGUAGAAAAUGUGGUGUUGAGAUCACCCCUGAUGCAUAUUGAAGGGUUUCUCCAGGCGCUUACUAAUGCAGACUCAGAUGGACGGAUUGUCGUGACAAAACAGACAAUGCUGAGUCAAUCUAGCAUGAAGUAUUUACUUCUCAACCCUGCUGUUCAUUUCUCUGAUGUUUUAAGUGCGGCACGAUCAGUAAUUGUUGCUGGAGGUACUAUGCAGCCAAUAUCAGAAUUCAAAGACCAGCUUUUUCAUUCAGCUGGUGUGCAUCCUACUCGGUUGCUUGAGUACUCCUGUGGUCAUGUGAUCCCCGAGGACAAUCUCCUCGCGCUGUCACUUGGAUCAGGACCCAGUGGAUAUCAUCUCGACUUCACCUACCAAUCAAGGGAGAGUAGAAAACUGUUAGAUGAGCUUGGUAUGUUGAUACAGAACGUGUGUCAAGUUGUUCCGGGCGGAGUCAUCUGUUUUUUCCCCUCCUACGAUUACCUCAAACUUGUUUAUAGCCAGUGGGAUGAAACGGGUUUCACACAACGAAUUGCCCGUAAGAAACGAGUAUUUCAGGAACCUCGGAAAUCUGGUCAAGUUGAUCAAGUUCUAGCUGAAUUUUCAACUUGCAUUAAGAAUAGUUCGGUUGCUGCUACAGGAGCCACAAACAGUCUGACAGGGGCCCUACUGUUCUGUGUUGUAGGAGGGAAAAUGAGCGAAGGAAUAAACUUUUCCGAUGAACUUGGAAGAUGUGUAAUAAUGGUCGGAUUGCCCUAUCCAAACAUUAACUCUCCAGAACUCAAAGAGAAAAUGAAUUACUUGAAUGCAAACUUCAAGGCAGGGGAGGAUGGUCGUCAGCCAGGACAGGUUCACUACGAGAACUUGUGUAUGAAAGCUGUUAACCAGUCUAUUGGAAGAGCCAUCCGACACAAAGGGGAUUACUCAUCUAUUUUACUGCUAGACAAACGGUACAGUCGGAAAAACGUGACUGGGAAACUGCCAACUUGGAUUGGAAAAAGUCUGCAAAACAUGGACAAAUUUGGUCAAGCAAUGUCAAGACUGUCUAAAUUUUUUGCCUCCAAGAAAGCAUCCCUGGACUAGUGGAAUGGUAUUUCGGAUUUGGCUGAAAGGAUUCUUCUGCAGUGACACUGCAACUUAAGUCUGUCAAACACUAAUUGUCCGAUACGAUUCUGUAUUAAGGGAUUUUGUGUUUUUUUAAUCUACAUUGAUCGUUGGUUAGCUAUCCUUAUGUAAACAAUCAUUGUUGUUGCUUUUUCUUGAAAAAUUCCAGAAGGAAUUUUUCUUCAAAUUUCAUAUGUAUGUAAGCGUUCCUUGGUCCUUUGUUGCCAUGUGCAAUUUGAGACUGAUGCAAGUAGGUACCGUAAGGAAAAUGUAGGACAGGUGGUCAUAUUAAGUCAUCUGACUAACUUUGUUAUUGCUAUUUCUCAGAAUGUACUGAAUAGAUUUUUGCCUGUUACCACUGGUCUCUUACUAGUAGUUUUUCAUAUUAAUUUUGAGAUCGAUCAGAAGACCAAAUGGCAGACAGUCAGCCAUCUUCGAUUUUAAAAUUUUUCUCAGAAAGUUUCAAGUCAGAUUUCAUUUGAAGGUUCCCAUUGGUCGUUUAUUGCAAGCUUCGUUUCAUCUGAUAUGAUGAUUUUCAUCUUGAUUUCAAGACUGAUAUAAAAACAAAAUGGAGGAUAGCUAUGAAGGUGGCCAUCUUGGAUUUCAUUAGUUGUUAUCAAUUUUUCUCAUAUCUAUCUUACAUUUGUUUGUUUGUUUGUUUUUGUUUAAUGUCCUAUUAACAGCCAGGGUCAUUUAAGGACGUGCCAGGUUUUGUAUCUAUCUAUCUUAUAUGGUUAUCUAUCUUACAUGUACAUUGUACCCGACUAGAUAAGCCAAUGGUGGUUACUAAAAUCCCUCCGGUUUUUAUUCCAAGGACACGAUUAAAUAUAAAAAAGACAAACGAUGGCACCUUGAUAAUAACAUGAAGGAUGAUGUUUCAUUAGAUUACCAGUACCAGAAGGAUUUUUCUCAAAGCAAAAUUUCAUAGGGAGGUCUUUGGUUUUGAGACUGACAAUUCAGUUAUUUCAAGCUGUGUAAAUGGACUCACAAGUUGUUUUUGGCUAGGUACACAUGUUCUUAAAACCUUUAAUAGUUAGCCAUACUGAACAGGCUGCUUAACACAUGCCCACUCUUCUAUAGAAAUGUGUGACAAUUUUUUACCUCAGAUGACAAAUAUUUCACGAGAAGUAAUCAAGGAUCUUUUUUCCAAUUUCAUAUUAAAUAGUUAUUAGCUCACCUGGUCCAAAGGACCAAGGUGAGCUUAUGCCAUACCGUGGCGUCCGUCCGUCCGUCUGUCAACAAUUGACUUAUUUGACUUCUUCUUA